Molecule: messenger RNA, 993 nt
Organism: Pyrus x bretschneideri (Chinese white pear)
Lineage: Eukaryota; Viridiplantae; Streptophyta; Magnoliopsida; Rosales; Rosaceae
Product: protein YIPF1 homolog
Exons: 6
Coding region: 155-973 (272 amino acids)
Biological process (GO): vesicle-mediated transport
Cellular component (GO): Golgi apparatus; membrane
Molecular function (GO): small GTPase binding
Source: RefSeq, a predicted model, not a curated record
CGCUGUCUUCCUUCCAAAUUACGAAAAGCAACGUCUUUCCUGGGGCUGGUCUCUCUGACUCAGUUCCAGCUCCCGACUCGGAUCCCUCGAACUCGGAAUCUCAACCCAUUGACUCUCUGAGCUUCGAAACGCAGCGUUUUGGUUUCCGUCUCAAAUGGAUGAGUCCUACUCUGGCCUCGCCACCAGCCAUUUGCUCGGCUCAGUCCCUGCUGUUACCGAAAAUAAAGAAAAGAAUACCACAAGUUAUGAAGCACCUAACGCGAAUUUGCAAAUUUUCCCGCCAAAUAGUAAUGGAGGAGGGAAAGGGGGCGGUUAUCAAACUGUUGGAAGUACAAGUGAAACAUUUGAGCAACAACCAGCAAACAACUGGAGGGGAGUAUUUAAUAUCGCAUCAUACACACAAUACUUCAAUGUGGAUACAGACGUUAUCUUAACCAGAUUGCUUAGUUCUUUAUAUCCCCAUACUGGAGAUUUUUUCAGCAAAAUUGAUGCCAACCCUGAUCUAUAUGGGCUAAUCUGGAUUUCCACUACGUUGGUGUUUGUGCUUGCUGCACUUGGUAACUGUGCCACCUACCUCAUGGACAAGCGCACAGAUAGCAGUACCUCUUGGGUGUUUAAUGUCAGUUAUAUGAGUUUGGCAGCCUACUCAGUCUACGGUUAUGCAAUUUUGGUGCCAUUGGCAUUCUAUUUCUUGAUACAGUAUCUGGGCACCGCAAAUGCCAGCCUAGUUCGGUAUUGGUGUAUGUGGGGAUACUCUCUCUUCAUUUUCGUUGCAGCCUCUUUUCUGCUGCUUAUCCCAGUUGAGGCUCUUCGGUGGAUCAUUAUAGUUCUCGUUGGUGGGUAUUCUGCUUGCUUUGUUGCCUUCAAUCUCAGGUCCAAUAUGGAGGGGAGUGAUUUUUCACUUGUGGUGGUUGCUGCAUUUCUCUUGCAACUGGCCCUGGCAAUCUUCUUUAAGGUCUACUUCUUUCCAUGAGUGUUACCAAGCGCGCUCGG